AUGUUGUCAAUCCUGCGAAAAGCGCGGCUCAAGGACAAAGAAAUGCGAAUCCUGAUGCUCGGAUUGGAUAAUGCUGGAAAGACCACAAUCGUCAAGAAGGUCAUGGGAGAGGAUGUCAACACCGUAAGCCCAACAUUAGGUUUCAUCAUCAAGACGAUUGACUACGAGGGGUACAAAUUGAACAUAUGGGACGUGGGUGGGCAGAAAACGUUGCGCUCAUACUGGAGAAACUAUUUUGAAAAGACAGAUGCUUUGAUCUGGGUUGUCGACGCAACGGACCGUUUACGUAUCCAAGACUGCAGAGACGAGCUUCAAGGUUUACUCUUAGAAGAGCGUCUUGCAGGGGCAAGUCUGCUUGUUUUUGCCAACAAAACAGAUGUUGAGGGAUGUAUGACGGAAGAAGAGAUUCUCUCAGAGCUACAACUGGAAUCGAUACGGACACAUCGAUGGCACAUCCUGCCAUGCAGCGCCAUGACUGGAACCAACCUUAAAGAAGGACUAUCAUGGGUGGUGGAGGAUGCAAAGAAGCGACUAUUCCUCUACUAA
Messenger RNA from Fusarium mangiferae, 546 nucleotides. RefSeq names its product putative ADP-ribosylation factor-like 2. NCBI's taxonomy places the organism in Eukaryota, Fungi, Ascomycota, Sordariomycetes, Hypocreales, Nectriaceae. Gene Ontology annotation, cellular component: cytoplasm; microtubule cytoskeleton. The record is from RefSeq and is a predicted model, not a curated record. The transcript has 6 exons. Gene Ontology annotation, biological process: protein folding. The coding region runs from base 1 to 546 and encodes 181 amino acids. Gene Ontology annotation, molecular function: GTPase activity; GTP binding.